AUGGACCCUCCACAGAGCGCCCCCGCUCCCUCCCCAGUGCCCCUGGCCACGCCCCAGAGCCCCAUGCCCUUCCCCAGAGCCCUGAAACCCCCUCCUUCGAGCCCGCAGCCCUUCCCCAGCGACCAGGGCACCGUCCCCAGAGACCACGGACCACUCCUCAGAGCCCCACUCCACACCCCAGAGCCCCGCGACCCCUCCGCAGAUCCCUGCGCCCCCCACCCAGAGUCCACAACCUCCCCCAGAGCCCGAGCACCCUCCUCAGAGCCCCACGGCCCCUCCCCAGAGCCCCAUGCUCCCCCGCUCAGAGUCCACAACCUCCCCCAGAGCCCCACGGGCCCCUCACCAGAGACCCCCAACCCCUCCCCAGAACGCCCCUGGCCCGCUCCCCAGAGCCCCUGUCCCAGGACACUCCACAGAGCCCCCACCGCCCCUCUCCAGAGCCCUGUGGCCCCAUCCCCAGAGCCCGCGGUCACCUCCUCAGAGUCUCCCGCCCCUCCCCAGAGCCCCUUGUCCCCUCUUCAGAGCCCCAAGCCCCGCCCCACAGCCCUGCGGCCCCUCUCCAGUGCCCUGCGGCCCUUCCCCAGAGCCCCUGCCACUCCCCAGAACACUGGCCCCUCCCCAGAGCCCCGUGACCCCUUCCCAACCACCCACGUUCCCUCCCCAAAGCCCCCCGCCCCUCCCCAGAGCCCAGUGACCAAUCUCCAGAGGCCCACGCUCCCACCCCAGCGCCUCAAGCCCCCAUCCCAGAGCUCCGCGACACCUCCCCAGAUCCCCGAGUCCACCAGAGUCCACAACCUCCCCCAGAGCCCCGCACACCCUCCCCAGAGCCAUAGUCCUGAACCUCCCCCAGAGCCCCGCAGGCCCCACCCCAGAGAUCCCCAACCCCUCCCAGAGCCCCCCCGCCACUCCCCAGCCCCCGAGGCCCCCUCCCCGGAGCCUGCGCUCCCUCCCCAGGGCAUGGGGAUCCUGCCUCAGAGUUCCCUGCCUCUCCCCAGUUUCUGUGGCCCCCUUGCUAUAGCCUGCGGCCCCCUUCUCAGAGCACCCCGCCCCUCCCCAGAGUCCCUGUCCCCUCUUCAGAGCCCCCCGCCCCUCCCCAGAGCCCCGCGGGCCCCUCCUCAGAGACCCCCAACCCCCUCCCCAGAGCCCCCACCCCUCCCCACCGCCUGUGGCCCCCUCCUCCAAGCCCUGCGCCUCGCCGGAGCGGGGACCCCCGGAUCCCCGAGGCCCGCGGGGGAGGCCCGGGCCGGGCGCGGCCGCCCUGACCCCGACCCGCUGCCCCGCGCAGCUGCGUCGUCAGCAGCCUGGAGUCCUGGUUCCCGAGGACUACGGAAUCUUGUACCUGAAGGGCACAGGAUGCCGGCCUCGGGGCUCAUGACGCGCUACCAGGUGACAGACAGGAGCUCUUUACCAUUUUCCUUCCAGGGUGUUGCUGACCUAACUGUGGACUUUGAGGACUGGCAGGACCUGGACAGUGCUCCGAGGACUCUGUACACGGAUGUGAUGAUGGAGAGCUUCAGCAGCCUGCUGUCCUUGGAUCCCGAAGUCAAGCUGUUGUCUUUCAAGAACCUGACUUACUGA
Lepus europaeus (European hare) is the source of this 1578-nucleotide messenger RNA. RefSeq lists its product as uncharacterized. The record is from RefSeq and is a predicted model, not a curated record. NCBI's taxonomy places the organism in Eukaryota, Metazoa, Chordata, Mammalia, Lagomorpha, Leporidae. The transcript is spliced from 7 exons. Gene Ontology annotation, biological process: regulation of DNA-templated transcription. Bases 1 to 1578 code for a protein of 525 amino acids.